Chenopodium quinoa (quinoa) is the source of this 3045-nucleotide messenger RNA. Its product is annotated as putative lipid phosphate phosphatase 3, chloroplastic. The transcript has 9 exons. Gene Ontology annotation, molecular function: phosphatidate phosphatase activity. Lineage: Eukaryota; Viridiplantae; Streptophyta; Magnoliopsida; Caryophyllales; Amaranthaceae. The record is from RefSeq and is a predicted model, not a curated record. Gene Ontology annotation, biological process: phospholipid metabolic process. Bases 1142 to 2044 code for a protein of 300 amino acids.
UUUUUUUUUUUUUAUCAAUCUAGUGGACUUUAAUGAUAGAUUUUAGUUUUUUUCUGUUCCUGAUUUAGUUGUCGCGUUACUAUUUCAAAUUAGAUUGCAAAUGUGACUAUUAAUUUGGAUAGGAGUAAAUCAAUGUUGAAGACCCACAAAAAAUGAGGGACUUUUGGUAUGAUGAUUGACAAAUUAAAAGUUUGACAUUUUUUUUAUUUGUUAAUGUAUGAAAGUAUACUGUACUUUUUAAACUUUGGUACAGUUUUAUGUGAUGACAUAUUGACAUCUAGACCUGAUUUUUUGGGGGGCUUUUUCGGUUUGUCAUUUUGCUGGCUUGUUUUGAUGUUCAUUGGGUAUUGCUUACCUUUUUGUUCAAAAUUUCUGCUCUUAUUAUCGGAUAUUGCUUACAAGUGUCCGUUUAUUACUCCAUCCGUCCCACUUAGAUUUUUCGUCUACCAAACAUGAAUGUCCUAUUGAGCAAAUUAAGAGUGGACCAAUUUUAAUGGGGCGGAGGGAGUACAUAGUAAUUGAGAGAUGGUAGAGAUGACUUCAAUCGAGCAUUGGAGAGGAAUACACUCUCUUGGGUAUGUUUAGAGAUUAUAAUUAACUCCUCACCUGUCAUUGAUUGGUUGCCUUAAACUUCGAGGGGAUCGUAAAUUAUAGAAUGUUCAAAUUGUGUUGGUAAUGUGAAAUGUAGCUAUCAUAUGUUUCUUUGCUUUAUGGUAAUGUCACGGAAAGAAUUUAUGCUUGACUUAGAAGUUUUUAGGAAUGUAGUUUCUAAACAGAAAGUUUUAAUUUUUCUUAUAUGGCUUAGUUUGGUGCAUCAUGUUGCAUCAAUUAAGGGUGAUAAGUAUUAAAUUUUGCUACAUUUAUCAAUUAUGUGCAGAACGGUGAUCAAUAUUAUUAUAGUCAUUAGUAUAAUUAAAGGUAAUCACAUUUUCAGGGAAAAGUUAAAGGUACUAACUUGCAAAAUGUGUAAUGUAAAAGCUACUUUAAGUUGUAAUUGCUCUAUGAUAGAUCUGUGAGGUACAUAAAUCAUUGAAAACAUGUAAGUUCUUCAUUGAAAGGUGAUUAAUUAUGCUGUAGCAAAGCUUUAGUGCUUGAAAUUCUGUUAGUGGUUCGUUGAUGCUACUUUCUAACAGAAAUUGGAAUGUCAAAUCAGGAGGGGAGAAUGACAAUUGGUGAUCAGGUUCGAGCAUACUCGAUUAAAUCUCAUGGUGCCACAAUAGCAAGAACACACCUCCAUGAUUGGUUAAUACUGAUACUUUUGGUGGUCAUUGAAAUCAUUUUGAAUGUCAUAAGUCCAUUUUAUCGCUUUGUUGGAAAGGAUAUGAUGACAGAUCUUAAGUAUCCUUUGAAAUCAAAUACAGUUCCAGUAUGGGCAGUUCCUAUUUAUGCGGUUUUGCUGCCUAUAAUUAUUUUCAAUAUCCGCUACUUUAGGAGAAGAGAUGUCCAUGAUUUACAUCAUGCGGUUCUAGGCCUGUUGUAUUCAGUGCUCAUUACCGGCGUCAUUACAGAUGCUAUUAAAGAUGGAGUUGGCCGACCUAGACCUGACUUCUAUUGGCGCUGCUUUCCUGAUGGCCAGGAUUUAUAUGAUCCCUUGGGUGAUGUAAUAUGCAAUGGCGAUCCUGCUGUGAUAAAGGAGGGGCACAAGAGUUUUCCCAGUGGUCAUACCUCAUGGUCUUUUGCAGGACUUGGAUUUUUAUCGUUUUAUUUGUCAGCGAAAAUCCAAGUAUUUGAUCAAAAGGGGCAUGCAGGCAAAUUAUGUGUUGUGUUCCUCCCUCUCCUUAUGGCAGCCCUUGUAGGUGUAUCUCGAGUUGAUGAUUACUGGCACCAUUGGCAAGAUGUCUUUGCAGGAGGUUUACUAGGCCUUUUCAUUUCUUUCGUUUGCUAUCUCCAAUUCUUCCCUCCACCACAUAGCACCAAGGGUUGGGGACCUUACUCAUAUUUUAGAGCAGUUGAAGAAGAGAGUCAAGCAGGCAGUUCUACUACAAACGGAAUGAAUCUGGCAUUGGUACAUCAACGACAGGAUCACGAAAUCACUAUUGGAUGAUAUUUUUUCUUUUUUGCUGUCAAAUGAUCUAUACCUGUUACUUUACCCUCGAUCCAGACUCUGGAAUUUUUUUUUUGGGUGUUUAGAGAGCCACAAAGACAGGUGAUGAGAAAUUGAGAAUCGAUCCCAACAUCUCUUGGAAUCGAGAGGGAAGCUCUAACCACUUGAGCUUUCCCUCACUCUCAUUCUGACUCUGGAAUUAGGUGUUGCAAUUGUCAUAAAUAAGAAUAUGAAACGAGUUUUAUAUAAGGAUAAAAAAAAAAAAAAAAAAAAAAAAAAGAGAGAGAGAGAGAUUGUUGAACCAUUUGUUGAACCAUUUCUAUCUUUUUGUAUCGUCAUAUCGCUUGAUUUAAGCAUUGCUAUAUUGAAAAUCUUAAUUAAAAAAAAAAAAAAAAAACAUGUUGGAGUUAUUCCUUUAUCAUUGCUAAAAGAUCCGAGUUUAGUUUGCUUCAAUAUAACUUGAGAAAUUAUUGUCCCAGAUAGACAAAAUAAGAAGCCUUUACUCACUUUAUAUAUCUUAACCUUGGUCAAUCAAAAACUGACUUGGACACUGUUAAUUAAUGUCACAACUCAAUUUAGAUGAUUUAAUUAGUGCUAUUAUUUAAAUUUACUACUGUACUACAUUAUGAAAUGUGGCAAUUUUUUUGGAAUUCAAGCUUCACUUUAAUCACUUAUCUUAUGUUCUUUGUAUCUAUUUUUUUGGAACUCAAGCUUCACUCUAAUCACUUAUCUUAUGUUCUUUGUAUCUAUUGACUAUUAAGAUAAAUUUUAAGAAUUCAAUUUUUUUUUUUUUUUUUUUUUUGGAACCUUAUAAGAAAAUCUUAUUUGAUUAGAGUACUACUAGAUUAUACUUUUUUUCUUUUUUUUUUUUUUUUGAACAAGAGUACUGGAUUAUAUGAAAAAAGUAAAUUAAAUUUUGUAAAAAAUUUCAAGAAUAAUAUAUUUUCAUCACCUGAUUAGAUUUGUAAAAAGUAUACUUCAAUUUAAAACAUAAUUCACAU